ACAAACUUCCUGAUACAGAUCUGGUUAUUGAGAGAUAUAGAGACAAUUCGAGAACGGUGAAAUGUCAAGUACGGAAUUCGGCCAAAGUUAUCGCUGAAUAACCCCAGAUAACAGUUCAAUAAAAGGGAAUCCGAUCUGCAAACUUGCAUUCAGUUUUUGUAUGUUGAGAGCAACGACGAACUGAACAAGUAACGAUGGUCCUCGAAACACUAUUAAUGUCGUCUUCAGUUCUCCUAGUUAUACUUGCAGUGUGCGUCGUUUUGUAUUACAAGUGGUGCUUCACUUAUUGGAAAAGGAAAAAUGUUUUCACUCUUCCUCCGUCGAUACCUUUCGGUAACGCCAAAGAGAAUUUUUACAGGCAAGUCAGUUUCGCCCACAGCAUAAUACGAUUGUACAGGAUAAUAAAAUCAAAAGGGCUACAGUAUGGAGGGUACUACAUGUUAUGGAAGCCUAUUUUCAUACCAGUCGAUCCGAAUUUGAUUAAGCUAAUCUUGAACAAAGACUUCGACCAUUUUACAAACACGGUCAAUUAUAGUAACGAAAAAACAGACCCGCUUUCUGGAAACCUCUUCUUCCUUAAAGGAGACAAAUGGAGAUUAAUAAGAAGCAAAUUGUCAUCAACGUUCACGUCCGGAAAGAACAAAUCCAUGUUGAACACCAUGGUGAAGUGUACUGAGCACAUGCCAAAUAUUCUAGAUCGGGCUAACGAACAAGGAGAAGCUAUAGAAGUAAAAGAAUUCUAUGCAAGAUUUACGACUGAUUUAAUUGGGGCUUGUGCCCUUGGAGUUAAUUGUUCGGCCCUUUUAGACGAAAAUUCACCUUAUAGGGACCACGGAAGAAGAAUCUUCGACAUUCGUCCAAAUCAGACUAUCAAAAGCUUACUCUACAUGGCAAUGCCUAAUGUACUUAAAUUCUUCAACGUUUCCAUCAACCGAAAGGACGUCGAGUCGUUCUUCCUGAAUACGGCAAAGGAAAUAGUCGAAUACAGGAAGAAGAACAACAUAGUUAAUAAAGACUUUAUCAGCUUAUUGAUGAGCAUGAUGAAUAAGGAAAUAUCUGUCGAAAUAAAAACUGGCCGAUCAAAAAAUCCUGAUGGUGAACGAAUUUUCUACUCGCAAAAUGGUUUGACUCAGAACGAAAUAGGUUGCCAAGCUUUUGUAUUUUUCCAAGCAGGAUUCGAAAUGGCAUCCACUUGUUUAACUUUCCUCACAUAUGAAUUAUGUCUCAACCAGGACGUUCAGGAUAAAUUGAGAAAUGAAAUUGUGGACGUACUGGAUAAGUAUAAUGGGGAAAUAACGUACGAGGCUAUAAAUGAAAUGACAUAUUUGGAUCAGUGUGUAUAUGAGGCUUUAAGAAAGCAUCCGCCUUUCAUUCCCAUUCAUCGCGAAUGCACCAAAACCUACAAAGUUCCCGAUACGGAUCUGGUAAUUGAGAAAGGAACGCCAGUGUUUAUUUCAGCGUGGGCAAUUCAACACGAUCCCGAGCAUUAUCCUGAUCCCGAGAGGUUCAAUCCCGAAAGAUUUUCUAAGGAGAAUAAAGCAAAAAGAAAUCCGUACACCUUCUUGUCUUUUGGAGAAGGACCCAGAUUUUGCAUAGGAAUGAGAUUUGGUUUACUAGAGGUUAAAGUAGGUAUUGCUUCGAUACUUCCAAAGUACAAGUUCUCCAUCAGUCCAAAGAUGCAAGUUCCAAUUGAAUAUGAUCCUAACGAAUUCACACUGACAGCUAAGGGAGGAAUUUGGCUGAAUGUGGACAAAAUUUAAUUUGUAUUAACACGCUGAAGAAUGCACAAUGUACAUAACAUACCACUAAAAGACGAUUCCUGGUUUAUUACUACUUCGUAAUUUUAUAUUGUAAAUUCUUAUGAUUAGUAGGAGUAAUAAACAUAGGUUUAUAUUAGGUAAUUAUAUUAUU
This is a messenger RNA of Agrilus planipennis (emerald ash borer), 1911 nucleotides long. Its product is annotated as probable cytochrome P450 6a20. The coding region runs from base 195 to 1760 and encodes 521 amino acids. Gene Ontology annotation, molecular function: heme binding; oxidoreductase activity, acting on paired donors, with incorporation or reduction of molecular oxygen; monooxygenase activity. The record is from RefSeq and is a predicted model, not a curated record. The transcript is spliced from 4 exons. Lineage: Eukaryota; Metazoa; Arthropoda; Insecta; Coleoptera; Buprestidae.